Molecule: messenger RNA, 2905 nt
Organism: Rhopalosiphum maidis (corn leaf aphid)
Lineage: Eukaryota; Metazoa; Arthropoda; Insecta; Hemiptera; Aphididae
Exons: 2
Coding region: 173-2662 (829 amino acids)
Source: RefSeq, a predicted model, not a curated record
AUGCCGCAGUGUUGUUUUAGCAGUCGACCUCAUUGGCGGUAUUUUACUACCUAUAUUUUACGUCUGUAGUAAAGCCUAUUAAAAUUUGUUUCCCCAGAGAAAGUUAAAUUAAUAUACAUAUUGGUGAGAGUGUUCUUCUAGUCAAUUACAACAGUUUUGAUUAUUAUAAAUUAUGCCGGUGCCAAAUGAAAAAAUCGAGACUAAUAGUCAUAAAAAACAAAAACGAUGGUCAUUAAUUGGAAUUUUAUCAAAAAAAAAGAAAUUUAAAAAAAGUCAAGAGAGUGUAGACUUUUGCCCAUAUGAUGGGAAAAUAAAUCAAAAAGUGGCACGCAACGACCACUUAGAACGUUCUACUGACUGUCUUAUCGAGCAAUACACUUGUAGUCCCAGACUAAUAAGAAGAUGUAAUUCAUUACAGUACACAAAUCACAUGUCCACGUAUGAAGAUUUGAGCAGUCAAUCUACUAAAAACGAAUGGAAAACAUCACAACAAUCUGUGUAUAGCUCUAGCUCAAGUGCUUGUUAUAGUGAUAUCGGUGUAUAUAGAAGUUGUGGAAAUAGUAAUCAACCGUCACAUUAUAAUAAAGAAAAGAACGAUCAGACGUCUUCAGAUUUAAAAAAUGUACUGUCAAGGUGUUCGUCUGAUGUCGGAUAUUACCAAUACAAAACUAAUUACAGUAAAAAACAUCCUAAAUUUUCCGUAAAUUCAAACAAACUAGUUGGUAAGAAAAUUCCACCUCCUCCUCCGCCCAGAGAUCCUAAUAUUACAACAGUUUAUUAUUUUAGAAAUAAUAGACUCAUGUCACGAGAAUCGGAUUCGUCGUAUUUUUCACAGGGUUCUAAUGAUAAUAUUCCUGAUAAUGUGAAGACUUGCGUUAAUGAGAAGGAAUAUGAAAAUGAGUAUUAUACUAAAGAACCCGCGAGAAGUAGACGACCCAUUCAAAUCUGUGAUGUUGAGACCUUGUCGACAGAAUCUAAAAAUUCAGUACCAAAAAUGCAAACCGUUGAAGAAUCUCUUCAAGAACUGGAAGACAUGUAUAACAGUUUAGGACUAAGUGAUGAGGAUCUACUGGACAGAGCUGAACGGCGCGACCUUCCUACAGUACACCAAAACAUGCGAUUCCAGAGUUUUGAUGAACUGGAUUGUAUAACUGUUAAAAGAGUUUUGCCUAAAACCCGACGUUCAGGCGUUCCCGAUAUUAUAUCUGAUGAUAUGGCUUAUAGAAGGUUGAAUAAAAAAGAAUCAAAACGGCAAAGUUUUGUGUCGGGAAGUUUUCUCCUAGUUCUGCCGACAGUUUAUAAUCUCGAUAAAUUACCUAAACCGUCGUCCGGAGAGCCUGACAUAACACUCGAUGAUGUUGUUUUCAGAAGUCAACGACAACAUCUCAACUUCCUAAAAAUUUCUGAUCCGCAACCGCCGUUUGGAAUACCUCUAGGUCCUAUCGUGAGUGCCGCUGCUACUGAUUAUUUACAUGCGGUACCUGAAGGCCGGUAUAAACCUUCGUUCCAUCCUAGAAAAAUACCAGACACCGUUGAAGACGAUUUGGCAUUUCGUUCUCUUAGAAAAGACCAUAAAUUUAAAACAUGUAUUGACUUUUCGUUCAUUCAUAGGAAUAAAUUCAGAAUUGACGACCUGAUUCCAAAACUAGAUAAUAAUAGAAUAAAAAACGAUACACAUUGGAUAAUAAAAAAGAGAUCAUCCGAUUACAAUUAUAAUGAAAAAACCCAAGUUAAACUUUCACAUGACGAUUUGGUCAAUUCUAUCACAGCUGAUAACCAACAAAAUUUGAUGGUAGUCAAAAUAAAUCAUCAUAAACCAAUUAUGCUGACAGGAUUCACUUUUAGCGAAGCCAAUCAAUUAAGUAAGUCUAUUUUUUGCACGAACUUAUUACAGCAUGAGCCUCAUAAAUUAUGUUUAACGAAUGACACUUGUAUUACAAACGAUGCACCGCUGCUAAAAUUAAAAUUGAUUAGUCCAUUAUCGAAUGCUUUAAACAAACGGAACGUAAAUGGAACAUUACCCGUAACUCAAAUGUGCUCUAAAAGUUAUCACACUGAAAAUUAUGAUUCUGAGCAUCGAAAAUAUGUGGCUAAAAAAACACCUAGCGCGUCAAUGCAAUUCACAAAUUUAGAUUUGAUGACCAAAAGCAUUGACAAUAAAAAUCAAACGAAUUUCAGAGAGCUCAUCAAACGAGAGUACGCCCAUAGGUAUCUGCGAUCGACUGACAACCGAUCAAACGAUGAUUUUGUGGUGGUAGACAAUAAACAAGCACGAGACGAAAAUACUAGCUUCUGUGCUACAGCCAAACAACCGGCCAAUGUACUCUCCAUUAUCGCCGCCGAUCCGAAGACCGAAUACACAUACAUCCACAGCGACGGACCUACACCAGUGCCAGCCGUUACUUCUUCUGCGAGUACAUCCAAAAAUCGAACCGAUACUUCUAAUUAUGAACAAUCUCGAAAUGAUUUAUCAUCAUCGUCAUCAUCCCUAUCUACCGCUAGCGUACCUUCAACGGAGUAUCCAAACUGUAUGCCCAGUUAUCUGGAGGUGUGCUUAUACAUCAUAGUAUAUAUUUAUCAAUUAUUUAGUGUAAACGCGUACAGCACUUUUAUAGCGUUGAUCUUUCUCGUAGCUUUACAUCUGUGUAGACGCCUUUCAUGAAAUUAUAAUACGCUCUUGUACCUAAAUUAUUGUUGAAUUAAUAUUUAAGCUUUUUGUCGCUUUUUUUUAUUUAUUUAUUUACUACCAUUAUUAUUAUUAUUAUUACUAUUUAUUUAUUAUACCUAUAUAUAGGUGUUAGAAGUAAACCAAAUAUUUUUGUGUACGUACGGUACGUUUAGUCAGUUUCGUAAUAUAAUAACGCAAUGUACACGCUCGGAGAAAAUAAAAACUGCACAACGCAUA